Messenger RNA from Cuscuta epithymum, 1229 nucleotides. NCBI's taxonomy places the organism in Eukaryota, Viridiplantae, Streptophyta, Magnoliopsida, Solanales, Convolvulaceae. The record is from the annotation of a GenBank genome assembly.
CAAAAAUUCAUUUAAAUGCCUUCCCGAUUGAAGUUUUAGCUGAAAUUUGGUAUGGGUAAACUAGACUUAAUAAAGAAGAUGCCCCAAAAAUUUCAUCAAAAAAUUCCACCGGGAACCGCUCCAAAUGGCGACGGCCGGACACAACUAAUAAAUAAUUGUGGUCAAAUUCGAAUACAUGAAUGGUGAAAAAGUCAAACAAUUAUAAUCGAUAAAAGAUGUAUGUAGUACGUAAUAAUGGUAAUAUAAUAAAAGAAGUGAAAUUUAGAGGCUCAUAUGUAGCGUAUUACCGGAGAUGGGCUGGACAAAAAUGUUGAAUUUAGAGCUUCCACCGAUGGUGAAGGUUUUCUUCUGGCAAGCUUGUGUUGAUUGUCUACCAUGUAAGCAGUGGCUUGUUCAACGAAGGGUACCGGUGUGGCCGAGAUGUGCGAUAUGCGGGAAUGAGGAGGAGACUUCACUCCAUAUUCUCCGGGAUUGUUCCUUGGUUAAUGCGGUUUGGCGUAGCAGGGGUCGGAAUUUCCUUCAGAUUGCAGCUGCUAGCUUUGGGGAAUGGGCUAGUUUGGUGGCAGAACGUGGUACGAGAGCUGAGUUUGAACAAUUUGCUAUGACUAGCUGGAGUUUGUGGAAAGCCCGUAAUGAGAAAGUGCGAAAGAAAUUAAACCCGGAUUGGAAGGGAGUCAUCACGUCUGGCGAUGCCAUGCUGGAGGGCUGGCGGGAAGUGCAACAAUCCACGCUACAUGAGAGAACAAAACCGGGGCAGAGAGGAAAAUGGCAGGUUCCAGAAGCGGACUUUGUGAAAAUCAAUGUUAAUGCCUCCAUACCGACCAAGGAAGACACGCGAGGAUUGGGGUUGAUUGCUCGUAAUAGUUGUGGAGAAUUCAUACCUUGGAAGAACGUGAGGAGAUGGGGACGCUUCUCACCCGGGACGACAGAGGCACUGGCAAUAGAGGAAGCUGUUCGAUGGGCUAUGGAGCGUGGAUGGCAAAUGAUCAUCGUGGAAUCAGACGCUCAACAUAUUGUGAAAGGGCUUCACAAAGGAGAGAAUUCAUUGUAAUGAUAUUAUAUUUAUUUAAGAAUAUUAGACACAUGAUGCCUAAGUUUGCUAAUAUAAGUGUCCUGUAUGUGCACCAUUCAGCGAAUCAAGCUGCCCAUAUUCUAGCACGGGAAGACUAUUCUGGGUCUGUCAGUAUUUGGAUUGAUAAUCCACCUGAUUGUAUUAUUCAUGUUCCGAG